Messenger RNA from Echinostoma caproni, 579 nucleotides. NCBI's taxonomy places the organism in Eukaryota, Metazoa, Platyhelminthes, Trematoda, Plagiorchiida, Echinostomatidae. The record is from the annotation of a GenBank genome assembly.
AUGGCUCACUUUCAACUGAAAGAUUGCUUUACUCGCCGGAUUCGUGAUAAUGCUAUCCAGUUGCUUUCACAACACCUGCUACACAGUAAACUGGAACAAUUAUCCGCUUGGUUUAUCCGAUCUGGUCAAACGAAAAAUGAAGUGGGUCCAGACCGCAUUCAAACGUUCAUGCUCCGCUUAUCUGACAUCCUGAUCCGUUCGUCCUGCGCUCCGCAGGUGCAUCUCCGAUCUUGUUUAAAGAAACGGGCCAAAUUGAAUCUCUGUUGCGCUCUUUCUCCCGAAUCACUUGUGCGACCUCGUCCGCGUCCCGAUCGUUCGCUGAGCCCCGAUUCCGCCGCGGAAUAUUGGGCUGAAGCUCGUCGGUUAGCUUGUUAUCCAAAUGCUCGACUGCCCGAUUCCACCAGUCUACCUGCAAUUGAACGGUACGAUUUUCCCGCUCCACCGUCACCUGCUGUGGUCAUGAUUGAUAAACCUCGAUGCACUAAUAUGUAUGAUAAAAUUGACUUCAUGGCAGCUAUCCUGGACCUCUCGGAAUUUUUCUCAGGGCUUCGGGUGUUCAUUAUCAUGACCGCACGUUAG